AUGGCACAGCCGAACAAGGAGCCGUGCAAGAAGGAGGCGUGCGACAUCCAGGCCUGCCUCUCCAAGAACAUGUUCGACUCUAGGAAGUGUGUGAGAGUUAUUCAGUUACUUCAGUCAUGCUGUGAGCAGUGCGAGUACAAGUCAACACACUGUGGUUCCUUGUCCGGAUUACUUAAGAACAUUUCUAAGUGA
This is a messenger RNA of Miscanthus lutarioriparius, 192 nucleotides long. NCBI's taxonomy places the organism in Eukaryota, Viridiplantae, Streptophyta, Magnoliopsida, Poales, Poaceae. The record is from the annotation of a GenBank genome assembly.